Molecule: messenger RNA, 615 nt
Organism: Tinamus guttatus (white-throated tinamou)
Lineage: Eukaryota; Metazoa; Chordata; Aves; Tinamiformes; Tinamidae
Source: RefSeq, a predicted model, not a curated record
UUUUUAGCUCCAGAGAUGCUGAAGCUGGACCCCGUGACUGCACAUCCCCUCCUGGAGCUCUUCAAGGGUGACACAGUGGUGCAGUGCGGACUGUACCAGCGCCGGGACAGCAACCCCAAGCGUUUCAACUCCAGCAACUGCAUUCUCACCAGCAAGGGCUUCUCCUGUGGUCAGCACUACUGGGAGGUGAUCGUGGGCACCCGGAACCACUGGCGCGUGGGCAUCAUCAAGGGUACGGUGAGCCGCAAAGGGAAGCUCAGCAAGUCUCCUGAGCACGGCGUGUGGCUCAUUGGCCUAAAGGAAGGCAAAGUCUACGAGGCCUUCACCACCCCCCGGGCCACCCUGCCCCUGACUGCCCGACCUCAGCGCAUCGGCAUCUAUCUGCACUAUGAGAAGGGAGAGCUGACCUUCUACAAUGCCGACAGCCCUGACGAGCUCAGCCCCAUCUACACCUUCCAGGCGGAGUUCCAGGGCCAGCUCUACCCUAUUGUGGACCUGUGCUGGCCAGAGCGAGGGCCCUACUCCGUGCCCAUCAUCCUGCCCACGCCUGCCAUGAGCCAGCACCCCGCUGGGCCCUACAAACAUCCUACCCCCGAGGAACCCACCAAACCGUAG